GGGAUUCCGGCGGAGAAGGUAUAUAAGCCACAUAUACACACAAACACGUAAGUGCGCGCGCCAGUGAGAGCAAAGUUUGGAGGGGGAUGCGAUCGUUUGAAAUGAAAAAUAGGAGGAUCCAAUAGAGGAGCAACACAGUCACGCAAUAAUCAGAUGGAAUACACCACGUGCUUUGGUCGCCAAGUUUUCCAACAACCUCAGAGCUGUCGUCUACGGGAUCUACUACAAUGGACUAUACUGCGCGCCGAGGUGAAACGAACGUCAGAGACCUUCGUUUUAUUGAGGUUUCUUUGGGGAAAUCGAUUGCACUCCUUUUUUUCUUGACAAGGUACAAAGUCAAAGGAUUUAAAAAUAAAAAGAGUGCGGAAGGAUAACCUGAUCAAUCAGUCGAUAAUAGAAAUCAUUACAACGAUUUUCACUUGUAUUUGCCUAAUUCAUAAUGAGCGAACAUUGAUUUCCCAGUAAUAACCGCCGAUCCGCCUUUUCAUACUACCAAGGUUGUUGUUUUGUUUUUUUUUCAAAAAACCGGUAUAGAAAUGAGUACACAAAGAAGUUACACUUCCCUUCAGCAAUGAAAAUAAAAACACGGACGCGCAAUUGUGCAAACAAAAUAAACACACAGAUGUCAGCCGCAGGUGCGCCAAACUAUUGACAAUAAACAGUUUGUGUCACGAUAAACGAAAAAUCGGAAAUGUUUCAUCAAUCGCACAGAGAGCGGAGGAUGCGUAUGUUACUCCGCGCUGAUUGUAUAGAAUAUGCUGGAAGACGAAAGAACUGCUGAUGGCGCCGUAUACUUGUGUGUAAAAGUAUAAAGAGCCAGAGUGCGCGGAUACGACCGUGACUGCUACACCUGGGGACAUCUUCUCCUUUCUUUCUUAUUUUCUUCCCUUAUUUUGGUUGAAAUCCCCAUCCUACACCUAUUGUCCUGCUGUCCCUUUCCUUUUAAAAAAGAGAGAGAGAGCGAAAAACGGAAAACCCAACAUAAGCAAACAAACACACAAGGCAUACAGACUUUUGGAGCUAUGGGGGGAGAGACGGCUAAACUAGGCAUUCUACCUGUACGACCUUGGCCAAGGUGAAUAGUAGAUAUGGAAAAAAAGGAAAAUAAAGACUAGAACUCUCGACCUGGUUGCCAAGACGUUCGUCUAUACCACACUGUGGGCACAGUGAUACACCUUUCCUUUGUUGGCAUUUAGACCUAAUUCCUCAAUCUACUAGUUCAGGUUUUCAUUUGGUACGGCAUUUGGGAUUGUUAUGCAACACAUUAGGCGGCUGCUGUCAGGGAUUUACGCUGUUUAAUUUUGCGCAUGUCAACUUUUCGCGUUUGUAAGCCGUAAGAUUUGACAGUUCCUGACUUUAGAAUUCCAGAGGAAACAUAAUUCGAAUCACUUUUAAGGGUUCUGUCUCAAAAGUGUAUGACCCGAAUAUGUUUGGGUUGUUUCUUCGUUAUUAUAAGUAACGGCGGUUUUUUUUUCUUUUUUCGCAAUCCGGUACAAGCCAGUUCAAUCUGUACGUCCCGGCGCCGGGUUUUUCUUCGGCGGAUGGGAAAUUAAUCGAUUAUUGCUGGAUUAUACAGCUGCUCAGCUUAUGAAUACAUAUUUUUAUAUCGAUAUGUUUUUGUUGUAUUUCUGGCGUCAUCACGACGCAGGUGGAAGAAGCAAUGUCGCAUUGCGACCGGAUCGAAGCUCACAACUUUGCGUGUAAAACUAAAGCGAGACGAUGUCGUUUCGCUCUCACUUGAUCCCAACGACGAUUCCCAAGAAAAAAUUGAUUUAAUGAGUCCCAGUUUUAUCGUUGAUCACGAUUCAGCGUGACUCAUGUGACAAAGAAAUAUUUCCUGGCUAUACUCAUGUCAAGUUCUCUGCUGAUGUCUUCGUUGCAUAAAUUAUUAUUAUUUCUAACCAGCUCGCUAGUACAUUACACCUGCGUGGAACGGGUCCUCCCUUUCCGAAUCGUUCACUUUCGUGUGUCGGAAUUUUCAUCCGAAACAUGAGUGACGUCACUUCAUUCGGUGCCAAACUAAGACUGAUGGUAUGCUUCUUAAAAAAACUGAUGAUUAUGUAGUCAGAUGACAAGAAAUGCAACCUCUUGAACGGGAAUCUAUUUAAUGACAGGCGGUGAACGAGCGGCGUUUUGAUUCAAACUGAAUUAAAUUCAAGCGCGCGUGAUCGAACUUGCUCUAGUGAUUUUUUUAAAAUUAAAACAUUAGACCGUGUGUAUAGUGAUGAAUUCCGUUUUUCUAUUUUCCCGGUCGAUCAUCGUUCUUUUUUUUUUGAUUUAUUUGAGGAGAAAAAGGAAGGAAGGAAAAAGAUUUAGUAGCACACCAAAACACCGCUACAGUUUGGGUCAAGGUAAAUUCUGAUCCCGAACGGCUGGCGGCCAGCUCCCGACACGCCAACCAUAGAUUUUGGGUUCCAAAUUUCUGGUUCCAUUCAAGGCCAAAGAUCCAAAACAUUUUGGCGCAAUCUUUUGUACAAGUCCCACUUACAACUUUUCCUCAACUUCCGCAAGUUUCUUAUAAUAGUAUACGUUAGAUACGUUACAUUUAUCACUGGGCGAUGUAGAAUACGAUGAGUGGAAUACCCUGAAAAUAUUGUGGUUCACCUUGAGAUUUUAAUUGUUUUCGUCACGCGAGCAACAACGCAAUAGUCCGAAUAAGGAGACAGAAAAAAACAGGAACAGCGCAUAUGUCGGACUGCCCUACUUUAUGACACAGUAAUACACAAUCGGUCAUACAAGUCGCAAUCGGAAUGGCCAGCAGGGCUUGUUACCAAUCCGCAAGCCACUAACCCAUUCUCAUUCGUGGGAACUUGCUAUUCUCAUUUCGGCAUGUUCGACUAUGGCAAACCGUAGUAAUCAUUUUCCAGUAUAGGCUAUUCCAUCAUGGAAAACCAUUCUAUUUCAGAUUCUUGGUAUGUCUAAUAGCACGUCAUUAUGCAUGGCUCUAUUCAGAUACAUGUAUGUUUGACCAUUGAUUUGGAUUAUACAUUGCGGUUAGUAUUUUCACGUGAUAGAUGUUGCAGAUAAUAGAGCAUAUACCGGUGCAAACUAGAAACUGUUGGAGGAAUGAGGAGGAUGCGCUACUUUCUAGAAAGUUCUAUCAUGAAAUUGUGUCCUUUUUGUUUGCAUCACCAAAAAAUUCAAAGAUACGUAUGGCUAUAGGUAAUUUUCCAGACCACGUAGCAAAUUUUGGUGCCCAUAGAAUUUCUCUAUCUACAAAAUCCUUGAUGUGCCAUUUACAGGAUACAUAGCAUUGAGAUUCCUUCAACUCUAUAGACAUGUUAGGCCUAUAUGUAUACAGCUGCCCUCAAAAUUGAUUUCCUCAUUUCACUCUCUUUGCUUUGGAAUUGAAUGAGAACGUCCUCGACAUCAAACAACAAAAUGUUGCAAUAAUUUCCAUAAUGAUAAUCAAAAAUACUUUCGGUAUGGGAAAAACCAGUUUUUUUUUCAGUUUAUGCGUAUAGUAUAGGUCACCUGUUAUUACCAUACUAUGCCAUCUCCCGGGAGUAAAGCUUAACGUGGAACCACAACUUCACAUGUGCUUUUUUCUUUUCGAUUAAUAACGUUUAAAAAUAAAUAAAUUCCUUAUUAUAUUUCUUGAAUGUUGUGACAUCUUUGCUACAUUCUUGUUCGGUACGAUUCUUAUCAUGUCACAACUUUGACGAUUUCUAAGUUAAAUUUUUAAUAGUAAACCUGACAUCAUUAUAAGAACUGGUCCAACAUCUGUAUGAUAACGAGUUUUGAGUAUCUAUUCAAUGACACCAAUAAUUUCUAUCAUUAAAGCAGGUUGUAGCAAGUUUAAGCUAGUCCAUCAUGCGUGGGAGUUAUUUUUACACUUUUAGCGCGUUUCACGAUAUUAAAUAUUUCGAGCGUGUUUUCCGUCUAACUACUUUACCACGUAAAGUGUCUUGUUAAAAAGAUUGAAGGAUUUGAUUAAGACACCCAUCGUAAAAUGCCUGUCCAAAUGAGCUUGAGGUUUACCAUCGAUCAAGGCUUUUGCGGCUUCUGUUGAGCCAUCCGUGUAGUUCUACAUGGUGUGGUGCUUUUCAAAAGGCUGUGGCAUCCAUCAUUCAGUGGGUUUGAAAGGAAGUGGGCAGCACUCAAAGCACGUGUUCGAAAUAACAGGGACCGACAAUUUCCGACACCGCCGGGGAAAAAUCUGAAUUCCAGUUGGCAUUAGUAUUUUAGACACUCUGAAUCGCUGGUCGACUCUUUUAUCUCGGAGAAUAUUAUACUCGCAUCGGAAAUUAUUUGGAUUAAUUGUGUUUUUUCUAUCGAGAAUAAUUCAUCUCUUCGCUUCACGCUGGGGGAAAAUUAUUGGUAAUUAUAUUUUUUAUUUUAGAAAGAUUUUUAGAAAGAUAACAAAGUGUGGUGUGUCCAUCUCAAUCAGAAGCAGUUGCUGUCCACUGUUAAAUUUCGUUGGUACUCUUUUUCUUUUCAGCGGAUAUUUUUUAAAAGUAUUGCAGCAAACUGAUUUACAUUGAAAAAUAUUCAAAUUUCUGAGAGCAGUAUGAAUUUACAUUGGGAAAUGGAAAUUGCGAUAUUGCUGACAUAACGCUGUUAUAACAGUCAUUGCUUAUUUCACUAGCUAGAAGUUGUGCCAUUUAAAAAAAAAUUUCAACAUCCUCCAAUAUCGAAAUUGAUUAUUUCUGUCAGUGGACAUUAAUUGCUCGGAUAUCUUAAACUAAAUUAUUCCAUUUUCUUGUGUGACGGUGAAUUAUUACGAUACGCCACGAACCUUACUCUCGCUGAUUAAAUCGCGAAAUAUUGUUCUUAAAUUAAAUUGCAUUCAACUGCUUCGGCGACGACCUAGCAACCAUUUUUCAAUCAUCCUCAUCAAGUCACUUAUUUAGAAAGUGAAAUAAAAAUAGACUUGUAGAGUAAUAUAUUCUUGCUAUUUCCGGUGCAAUCACCGAAAAGUUCCUCUUAUAUCCGGUUGUAUUGCCCCACCCUAUCUAAUGAAAACUGGUCGGUCGGUCAACGUCACCUAGACCGGAAGGGAAAACCCUCACCACAUCAUCACAUCCGGACUCGAUCGGCUUUUCUUUUUCUAAAAAUAAAAAAACAAAAUAAGUCUUUCCAGAAAGUAAUGCAGUGUCAAAUUGCGAUUUCAGUCGGAUUGAUGUCUAGACGGCGGUCGCAGAAUCUACUCGAGAUUCACCAGUAAAAUCAAUAAAAUGGGGAAAGACGAAUCGAUCAAAGACGAUUACGGAUUCACGAGAAAUUCCACUCCAACAACAAAUCCCUCUCGAGAAGAGUCUCCUACUUAUUCCAACUACGGAAGAUCACCUCCCGAUCAACGAAGGUUCGCUAUUGCUCUUUCAGAACUGCCGGCGCUCAAUUUCUACAACCCUUUGUUAAACAACCCUUCGUCAUCCGAGUACAUCGCUAGCGUUCGAUCGAAUCGAAUACGCUCCAUCGACGAAAUUGCUUCCGCUCAUUUGAGCAUGCACCCUAGACUGGCGAGUGAUGAUGGCACGAUCGGCUCCACCAAUCUGACAUCCGCCAGCAUGCAGAUGCCAUACUGGAGCCAACAUUCUGUGAAGAGCGUCGACAGUAGCCGUGCCAGCGAAACGAACCCAAAAUCUUCAGUGACGUUUUCAUCCAAUUUCGUCAGCUGUCGACAAGCAGCCAAAUCGAUUUUGGGAUUCUGUAUCUGCAUGUGGUCGGUUCUCUUUCUCGGAGUCACUAUCGCCACUGUAAUUUAUUUCACUGGGAAAGGAGGCACGCUCUUUCAACCUCCGCAGGCUCCAGCAGCCAACAUAAUUUACGGAGAAUUCCACGUAUUCAAUCAUUCAAUUCUGUUCGAGACCUUUGACGGGAGUUCAGUUAAUACGACAUUGUUUAAAGAUCUCACAAACGAGUUACAGCAAAAAAUGGAUCGCUCGUUUCAGUCAUCACCGCUCCUCUCGGCAUUGUACAAUCGUUCCGCCAUCUUUGGGGUAGUUCCCAACAUCAGUUUGAAAAAUCCUUUGAUCCGAAUUCAAUUUCAGAUUCACCUAAAUCACGCGGAUGUCAUGGUCGCCGAGAAAAUGGCACAUGCUUUCACCAGCGAUCUCCACCGGAAGGAAGGACAUUACGGCCACACGUCUGAGAAUUGGUCAAUUAAUUUGACUUCAGUCAAAUUUGCAGAAAUCGUACCGACAAGUGUCAAACAUCUGGUACCACCGCAUAAAGUUUUAGCUAGUUGGGGACAAUGGACACAGUGGACUCCCGAGUGUUACUCAGAAACGUCUUGCGACCCUAUGCGGAUGCAAUCACGUAACCGUCGGUGUUUGUUACGGGACAAGCGACCCGACGAGCCUAUUGAGUCGACUGCCAACCUGCCAAACAACGUCAUCACACCUUGCAUUGCCGGAUCGACUGUGUCAGCUGCGGACAUAGAGAUCCGACCGUGCAGUUGUGCUGCCACCCGAUUCCGAACGCCACGGCCGCGAAUCUCUUUCAGUGUCAUUCGACCGACAAAGGCGGGGCAAACGCAUUUCCGAUUUAGUAACACGUCAAUAGCCACCUUCGAUCAAUUGUGUAGUCAAUGUCGAUCAGGAGAAGUCUGCGUCGCCCGAUUAGAAGAAAUCGUUCCGGUUUGCCGAUGGGCUCCCAACCCGGAAGAUCCGAGCGGUUGCGGAGGUUUUUGUCGUGCAUACACCGAGUCCUGCCUUCCCCUCGGAUCUAAUUCAUUCAAGUGCGAAGGAGUGUCGGAAUGUUUGACUGAUAUCGAGUGGCGUUGCGGCGAUGGAUUUUGCAUCCACAACUCAAAGCGUUGCGAUAGGGACUACAACUGUUUCGAUCAUAGUGACGAACUGGACUGUGAAACGACAAAUUAGGCGGGGAAACCACAUCACUUCAAAGGCGCCUUCGUUAAAUUAUUUGAAUCGAACACAUAAUCGACAAAAGCAUACUGCAUAGGCUAGUCUUCAUACAAAUAUUCCCUUCAUAUGUAUCUUUGUAAUGUCUGCUGUGGCGGAACGUACAUAACGAAUCCAUUUUGUCGUUCAUAAGCCUUGUACCUUCCGAUUUCAAACUUUAAUGGAUGUCUGGGGUAUAAACUGGAAAUCUCAAUAUACUUUUUUUUUAUGUGUGAUGAACGGACCAGAACGGACCAUAAAAAUUAAUAAUUUCCGUUGACAUUUCAUUAUCGAUUGUAUUUAAAUGCCAAAUCAAGUUUACUGAACCAACUGAAUAAUUGAAUAUUUCUGCACUACUACCCAAGUAAAAUCGAUUCCGCCAUGCAGAAAAUGGCUCCCAGAAAAUAAACGACUAGGACGAGAGUCUGGGAAAUUUGAUAAGA
Molecule: messenger RNA, 7288 nt
Organism: Daphnia pulicaria
Lineage: Eukaryota; Metazoa; Arthropoda; Branchiopoda; Diplostraca; Daphniidae
Exons: 9
Coding region: 5178-6824 (548 amino acids)
Molecular function (GO): protein binding
Source: RefSeq, a predicted model, not a curated record